GUGGGAGGGGUGUUGCAUGUGGACGUUUCCGGUAUUGAGUUGUUGUUUGACAGAAGGGGACUCGAGGUUCAGCGCGAUUUGUUCAUGGACCAGUUGUGUGAAGUGCCACUGUUAGAAUGGGACAGAGCACCUCGGGACCAGAGUCCCAAGAAACACUAGAGGGAAUUCAAAAUAUAAAGACGUUUGUGGAGGACCAGCUACAGACCAGCAUGAUGGUGGGAAUAGUGCUCGGUGCCGGCAUCUCCAUCGUCCUCAUCGCCACCUUCAUCUUCUUCGUGCUGCGCAGGAUUCACCUUCGGAACCUCGCGGCUCAAGAAGCCCCCAAAUACCGCUUCCGCAAAAGAGACAAGGUUUUGUUCUAUGGCAGGAAGAUCAUGAGGAAAGUCUCUCAGUCCACCUCGUCUUUAGUCGGAACGUCGUCUUCCUCUUCCUCCCGUCCGAGACUGAAGAAGAAGCAGAAGAUGCUCAACAUUGCCAAGAAGAUCCUGCGCUUUAAGAAGGAGGUGCCCACACUGCAGAUGAAGGAGCCUCCUCCCUCAGUGCUAGAGGCAGAUCUCACAGAGUUUGAUGUGGCUAACUCACACCUGCCCUCAGAAGUGCUGUACAUGCUCAAGAACGUGCGUGUAUUGGGCCACUUUGAGAAGCCAUUGUUUCUGGAGCUGUGUAAGCACAUGGUGUUCCUGCAGUUCCAGCAGGGCGAAUACGUCUUCAGACCCGGACAGCCAGACAGCAGUAUCUAUGUUGUGCAGGACGGCAAACUGGAGCUGUGUCUUACAGGACAGGAUGGGAAGGAUGGAGUGGUGAAAGAGGUGUUUCCAGGAGAUUCGGUUCAUAGUCUACUGAGCAUCCUUGACGUCAUCACUGGUCACCAGAGGCCGUAUCGGACGGUGUCUGCCAGAGCUGCAGAAGUGUCCACAGUCCUCCGUCUGCCUGUUGAAGCUUUUCUGUCCAUCUUCGAGAAAUAUCCAGAGAGUUUAGUGCGAGUGGUGCAGAUCAUCAUGGUGAGGCUGCAGAGAGUGACUGUCCUGGCAUUGCACAACUACCUAGGUCUCACUAAUGAGCUUUUCUCCCAUGAGAUGCAGCCACUGCGGUUACCCGUGCUGUCUCCACACGCCAGCCGCACCAGCCCUGUACGCCACAGCAAACGCUUCAGCAGCCUCACCGUGCCAGAGGACCAGCGGGAAGCCGCCGUCCGAGACGCCACCGCAGUGGAUCAUGGGAAGGAAGGCAGCACCAUCCCGACCCUGAGCAGGGCAAUCUCCAUGCCUGUGGACAUUGCUGGCAUGCAAAAGGGCCUGCGUUCAGAUUUCGACAUGGCCUAUGAGCGGGGCCGCAUUUCUGUGUCUGCUGAGGAUGGAACACAAGCAGCACCCGUAUUUUCACGGGACCAGCGAGAGAGAAGAGUCACAGUAGAUGAGGUGCCAUCAGGUGUGUACCUAUAUCCCGAGGAGGAAGUGGGCACAGACAACGUUUAUGGUCCGUUGCCAGGACGACCCAACGCCACCCUGUUCGAGGAGGCUCAGAAGGAGUUCCUGAAACUGAUGAAAAUCGAGGACCCUGCGCUGCUGAAUGGACGAGUGACCUUGCAUCAUGCCAAAGCAGGCUCCGUCCUGGCCAGACAGGGAGACCAGGACGUGAGUCUUCAUUUCGUGUUGUCUGGCUGCCUGCACGUCUAUCAGCGCAUGAUCGACAAGCAGGAGGACGUUUGCCUGUUUAUAACGCAGCCGGGUGAGAUGGUGGGUCAGCUGGCCGUGCUGACCGGAGAGCCUCUCAUCUUCACCGUCCGCGCCCUUCGCGACUGCACCUUCCUCAGAAUCUCCAAAUCUGAUUUCUAUGAGAUCAUGAGGGAGCAGCCCAGUGUGGUCCUGAGUGCAGCUCACACUGUAGCCACCCGCAUGUCUGCAUUCGUCAGGCAGAUGGAUUUUGCCAUAGACUGGAUGGCUGUGGAGGCUGGACGCGCUCUCUACAGGCAGGACGAUCAGUCAGAUUGCACAUACAUCGUGCUGAACGGUCGUCUGCGCUCCGUGAUCCGGAAGGCGAACGGAAAGAAGGAGCUGGUCGGGGAGUAUGGUAGAGGAGAUCUCAUCGGAGUGGUAGAGGCUUUGACCAGGCAGCCACGAGCGACGACAGUUCACGCAGUCCGAGACACAGAACUGGUGAAGCUUCCAGAAGGAACAUUAAACAACAUCAAGAGACGUUAUCCUCAGGUUGUUACUCGGCUGAUCCAUUUGUUGGGCCAGAAAAUUCUCGGAAACCUUCAGCAGCCCCGUGGACCUUUCUCAGGUUCAGCUUUUAGCUUGCCCAGUAUGGCGUCCAGCCCUGAUGUCACCAACCCAGCCAGCAACCUCUCCACUGUGGCUGUUCUUCCCGUUUGUGACGAAGUGCCAGUCAAUGCCUUUAACCUGGAGCUCAGUCAUGCUCUCAGUGCCAUAGGACCCACUUUACUGCUGACGAGUGAUAUUAUCAGAGAGAGACUUGGAGCGUCUGCUUUAGAUAGCAUUCAUGAGUACAGGUUAUCAGGCUGGUUGGCCCAGCAAGAGGACAUCAAUCGUAUAGUUCUGUAUCAGACUGACAGCACUAUGACUCCUUGGACCCAGCGCUGCAUCAGGCAAGCAGACUGCAUCCUUAUUGUUGGCCUCGGGGACCAGGAGCCCAGUCUUGGCCAGCUGGAGCAGAUGUUGGAAAACACAGCAGUGAGGGCUCUGAAGCAGCUGGUUCUGCUGCACCGUGAAGACGGCCCAGGUCCCUCUAGAACUGUGGAGUGGCUGAACAUGCGUAGCUGGUGUUCUGGUCAUCUCCAUCUCAAAUGUCCACGGAGAGUGUUCUCACGCAGGAGUCCCACCAGACUGAGGGAGGUGUAUGAGAAAGUGUUUGAGAAGACAGCAGACAGACACAGUGAUUUCUCCCGUCUGGCUCGAGUCCUCACAGGAAACAGCAUUGCUCUGGUGCUAGGUGGAGGAGGAGCUAGGGGCUGCUCACAUGUGGGCGUGAUCAAAGCCAUGGAGGAGGCGGGGAUUCCUAUCGAUCUAGUGGGUGGAACGUCUAUCGGCUCGUUCAUCAGCGCACUGUACGCAGAGGAGAGGAGCGCUGUCCGGGUGAAGCAGAGAGCGAGAGAGUGGUCGAAGGCGAUGAACUCUGUGUUUAAAACUGUGCUAGAUCUAACCUAUCCCAUCACCUCCAUGUUCUCUGGCUCCGCCUUCAACACCAGCAUUUCCAACGUGUUUGAAGACAAGCAAAUUGAGGACUUGUGGCUGCCUUAUUUCAACGUGACCACCGACAUCACAGCAUCUUCGAUGCGGGUGCAUAAAGAUGGCUGUGUGUGGCGCUAUGUUAGAGCCAGUGCCUCCUACACCCCCUAUUUACCUCCUCUCUGCGAUCCCAAGGAUGGCCACCUCCUCGUGGAUGGUUGCUAUGUAAACAAUGUCCCAGCGGACAUCGCUCGCAAUAUGGGAGCCAAAACGGUCAUCGCCAUCGAUGUGGGCAGCCAGGAUGAAACUGACCUGUGUAACUAUGGCGACAACCUGUCUGGCUGGUGGUUGCUGUGGAAACGGAUCAACCCGUGGGCAGAGAAAGUUAAGGUACCUGACAUGGCUGAGAUCCAGUCCCGACUGGCUUACGUGUCGUGUGUCCGUCAGCUGGAGUUGGUCAAGAAGAGUGGCUACUGCGAGUACAUCCGGCCGCCCAUCGACCGCUUCAAGACCAUGGACUUUGGCAAAUUUGACGAGAUAUAUGACAUUGGCUACGAACACGGGAAGCUGUUGUUUACUGGCUGGGCACGUGGUGAAAUCAUCGAGAACAUGCUGAAAGAUCAUCGCUCGGCCGACUACACCGACAGCAAGAAGACCGACAGCUGCACAUGUCCCAGUGCAGACUUCACUGAUCUGGCUGAGAUCGUGUCCAGGAUUGAGCCGGUGCAGAGCUACCUGGGUGCUGACGCGGAGGAGUCAGAUGGACUGACUGAGUAUGAGGAAGACGGGAUGGACACGGUGAGAGAAGAAGAGGGUGAGGAAGAGGAGGAGGAAGCUGAUGACCCUGAAGACCAAUCACCUGGAGAAUGGGGAGCAAAUGAUAUUUUUCAGUCUGAUGAAGAGAAAUCGGUCCGUCAGCGGAGAAAGAACCCCAGCGAGUCUAACACGUGCUCCGAGCUCUCCGACUGCUGACCAGAUGUGACGUGGCGUCCUGUCGUCCUUUUUCCAAGGACGGAUGAGUAGCGGCGUCCCUCCCCGUAUCCGACCGAGGAAGAGGAGUCGAGGAGGAAGUCGGACAACCAAAGAUAACCGCUCAUAAAUACAACAGGCAUCACCGCGAGCAAAACCAGUGACUCGGGCUGCUCUGGGUGUGUGAUGGGAAAACAAACAAAGAAAAAAAAAAGAAGCAUCACAGUGAGCAACACGGGAGUUGAGCGUUGAAAGGCUCUAACUCUCUGUUCCACCAUAUUGUUUUUCGUUUGUUUGUAUUUUCUCCUAUUAGAGACACUCUAGCUCUGAUUAAUGGCCAAUAGAAACUGUGGGACACCAUCCCAGGAUAUUUGUCCUGGUAUAGUGACUAAAAGUGCCAGAGGUACUGGAAGCAUCUGGACAGAUGUGUGUGUGGUGAAGAGCUCACAGCUAAGAGUGCUGCUAGAAGUAACCUCAUUACAGAAGAUAGAAAGAGUAAAGAGGAACUAACUUAGAUAAACAGCUUUAAAGGUCCACUAGGAAAGAUUAAGGUUCCCUAAACACUGUUUUUUUUUUUUUAAAACACUUACAUUAACCAGUGUCCAGACCAUCAUAAUAAAUCAUCAUAGAAAAGAAAUCCUCAUGAACGACGAGCCACAUGAAUCACGCCUUAAUAAACUUGUCGUAUCUGUGGCAAAAAUAACACAAGGUUUUUAACAUUUAUUUAAUAAAAUGGAGCAUGGAGAAUUAAAAGCAAGAUAUUAAAAAUUCAUAUCAUCCUAAUUUGGGGUCACUUCAUGUUUUGAAUUGGACAAAUAUUAAUCAGUGUGGUGAAGAUUUAAACCAACUUUUGUUUAAUGUUGAAGUUUGCGGCUGUAACUAAUAAUAGGGGACGAGACUACAGGCAAGACACUACAGGUGAAUAGGGAGGAAACUUUUAAACACAAUUGGGGGGUUUUUUUUGCCACAUGAUUGUUGUUUUGUUUUGGAACUUGGAAAAUUUGACAAAGUUUUAUGCAAAAAAACGGCCGGAAUUUGAUGCAAUAUGCAUAUAUUUGCACAAUUAAAAGCAAAAAUGUUGUCUUGUUUGGAAUUACUAUAUUUAUUUCACCGUAAAGAUGCACUCAAGAGAAAGACUUUUCUUGUUUCAUGAAUAAAUAAUAUGCACUGUAUAUACAUCUAUCUAUCUAUACAUCUAUCUAUAUAUUUAUAUAUCUAUAUAUAUAUCUAUAUAUAUAUAUAUAUAUAUAGAGAGAGAGAGAGAGAUAGGCAGACAAACAGACAUAGAUAGAUAGAGACAGACAGACAGACAGAUAGAUAGGCAGACAGACAGACAGAACAACAGACUGACAGACAGAUAUAUAGGCAGACAGACAGAACAACAGACUGACAGAUAGAUAGAUAGACAGACAGAUAGAUAGGCAGACAGAACAACAGAUAGAUAGGCAGACAGACAGACUGACCGGCCGACAGACAGACAGAUAGAUAGGCAGACAGACAGACAGA
This is a messenger RNA of Hemibagrus wyckioides, 5663 nucleotides long. It is a transcript of the gene pnpla6, whose product is annotated as patatin-like phospholipase domain containing 6. The transcript has 35 exons. Gene Ontology annotation, biological process: phosphatidylcholine metabolic process. The coding region runs from base 117 to 4160 and encodes 1347 amino acids. Lineage: Eukaryota; Metazoa; Chordata; Actinopteri; Siluriformes; Bagridae. Gene Ontology annotation, cellular component: endoplasmic reticulum. Gene Ontology annotation, molecular function: phosphatidylcholine lysophospholipase A1 activity. The record is from RefSeq and is a predicted model, not a curated record.